Eublepharis macularius is the source of this 2031-nucleotide messenger RNA. RefSeq names its product meiosis initiator (gene MEIOSIN). Gene Ontology annotation, molecular function: protein dimerization activity. NCBI's taxonomy places the organism in Eukaryota, Metazoa, Chordata, Lepidosauria, Squamata, Eublepharidae. The transcript is spliced from 13 exons. The record is from RefSeq and is a predicted model, not a curated record. The coding region runs from base 1 to 1704 and encodes 567 amino acids.
AUGUGGGACCAAACUGGACGUGUUUGCCCUGAGGAGCUACAACCGAACAACAAGAAUAGCAAGCAGAAUUCUAGUAGCAGGAAAAAGCACAAUAACUAUACCAUCAUGCUUAAAGAACUGGCUCAGAUGUUGCCCAUUCCUUUGCGGACCAGUUCCAAAAGGUUGACAAAGAAAGAGAUUCUUCUCCGGGUUCUCCGGUAUAUUGAACACCUGCAGACAAGCAUUAAUACUGCCAGCUCGCUGCUCCACGUCCGCUAUGGGGAACAAAAAGCAGAAGGAUCUGAACAGACUGUGCCAUCUGACCUGAAAAGGAGGAGGAGAGAAGCCACGCCUCGUGGAAAGAAGACCAAGUCCUCUGGUGUCUGCAGGAAACCCCGGAAGAAGAGACGCAUCCGUAAAUCAGAGCGACAAGGAGCGGGCCAGAAAGCGUGCAAAUGCCUCGUGCUGGAGACUGGGAAGGGCCUUUCCCAAGCUGACACAUGCAGGGAGGAGAAUCUGUCUGCUGUGGAAGACAUAUCUUCCAUUCCUUUGCUCUCCACAAAGCAAUGUCGUUCCCAUCCUAGCUUCCAAGAUCCAGUGCCAGGAUCUGCUUGCCCUUCACAUAACUUUCUGGACAUCACCAAAAGUGGAGCCCCAUUCCACGCUUCAGACUGGCACUUGGGUAGUAGCCAAGAGGAAAUCAAGGAGAGAGGUGUGUUUCCUACAUGUGCAGCACAGGUGGCUUAUGAUGCGCUGCUCCAGUACACCGAGGGACCUGGGCAUUCACUGAUGGGGCAGGAGCUGGUGUAUUAUUAUUCCUCCUGUGAGGAAGAAGAGGAAGAAGGAUCAAGUGCUGGUCCCUGGCUCUCCACCCAGUCUCCUGUGGGCAUCUCCCAUGGGAACAUGCUGCUCUAUUCUCCUGGGAUUGGAGUCCAAAGCAAUACUUGCUCAGAUUUGGGGCUGAGCCCCUCACUUUUCUCCUCACCAGCUCGGCUGCUCCCCAAGUAUGUCUUGCAAGGGGGGCAGGAGGAACAUUCUCCAGUGUUGUUUGAAGACGUGUAUCUGUCCCCCGAGACCCUUUCAGGAACACUGCUGAGAAAAUCGGCUUUCACCCUGGACCACUGCUACCUUUCCUACAGUGAAAAGGGUAAAAGUGAUUCCAGCCCUAUGUCAACCGUGAACGAGAUAACAUCUUCCUGGACCAAACAAUUUCUUCAGGAGGAGGAUGCCCACAUCAGGCCUGAACACUUUGUGUCCUCUAGCGAUGAGAACAGUGACAGCACCUGGACGCCUUGCAAGAGAGUGAAGCCCCUGCAGGAGUCAUGUCAGAAGAAGAAAAAAGCGGGAAGAAGGCAGAAACGCCGGCCAGUGACCUGUGAGACACGCAGCCACUCGUCUCCUCUGCAGCUAAAGAAGAAAUGCGUCAAUGGCUUCAUCAUGUUCUGCCGCCUAAACCGCAAGCACUACAUCCGGGCUUGCCCAGGCAUGGCUUCCACAGUUGCCACGAGAGAGCUGGCCCAGCUGUGGCGCAUGAUGACCAAGCAAGAACGGAAGCCAUAUUGCAUGAAAGCCCGAAGAUUCAGCCGCCUGAACAAUCGCAUUGUGAGGGAUGACUUCUCCAUUGAGGAAGAAGAGGAGGACCAGGAGCCGCCUAAACCUUUUCAUCUGCUGCUGGCUGAGAAAUCCCACCCUGGCAGCCGGAAUUUUGGGGACCUCUUUGCUUGAGCUCAUUCCCUGACCCGUCACAUGCUAAUGGUAAUGAUCCACUGGAAAGAUGGCUCCUCACCAGGGUCUAUUUGUGAUACAUUGAGUUUCCGCAUGAUAGGUUUCCAGAUUAAUGUUCACCUUCUGACUUUGCAGCAAUGUACCAGGUGAGAGGGACCCCACAGGAUGGGGCAUAGACAUUUCCUUUGAUGUCACUAUCCUAUCUGCUGAUUAUAAAUCCUCUCCUAUUCCCUGCUAGCUAGGCCUCAGGCUUACCAGUAUCUUGUUCCUUUUGGACAAAGCAAAUCACAGCUGACUUCCAGGUUGUGCAGUAACUGCUUUAUGUUC